CGAACCCCACCACCACCACCACCAACAGCACCACCACUACUCUACUUUGAAGCCCACAUUCCAAGAUUGCUUGUAGAUUUAGCAACCCAUUUGAUUUCCAUAUAUAGAGUAGGGGGACUCAAAUUAUUAAUUAUGUGUCUAUUAAUGACAAGAGUAGUAAUGGUUUGCUCAUCACAUGCCUAAUUAGAAGACACGACCAUUAUCACACACCCGCUCUUUUUGGCGCCACCAAUUCCUCCCACUCCACACACACCCCUUCACUCUUCACAUAUAGAGGCAGAAAUAGAGUUGAACAACACUAGAAAGAACUGUGAAGAAUCAAAGAUGGAAAAUUCUCGGGCUUUGUUUUCUCCUGACAGUUUAUUGCUAUGUAAAGAGAAGGUGGGCAGUUUGGAAGAUGAAGAGGAUGAAAAGAUGGAAUUUGGUUCGAUUGUGGAAGAUGGUUGUGAUGAUGAGUACAUGAAAGUGCUUCUUGAUAGAGAAAUCUCAAGUGGUGGGCUGAAAAUGGAGGAAUUUUUGCAGAGUUCUUGGAUUCAAGGGGCGCGUUUGGAUGGAAUCCACUACAUUCUCAGAACAAGGGAAGUUCUUGGGUUCGGAGUGCAAACUGCUUAUCUAUCAGUCACAUAUCUUGAUAGAUUUCUCUCCAGAAGAUCUGUUGAUGCAGAGAAAUCAUGGGCACUGAGGUUAUUAUCAAUGGCUUGUCUUUCAUUGGCUGCAAAAAUGGAAGAAAGUGUAGUGCCGGCAUUGUCGGAGUUCUGUUUGGGGGAUUAUAAUUUUGAGAGCAGUGUGAUACAGAGGAUGGAACUCUUGGUACUGAAUACAUUGGAGUGGAAAAUGGGGUCAAUCACUCCUUUUGCUUAUGUUCAGUUCUUUGCAAACAAGUUCUUUGACAACUCUUCACCAAGAAAUGGAGUGUCAAGAACAAUGGACCUCAUUUUGGGCUCAAUGAAAUAUGUCAAAAUAAUGUCCCACAGACCAUCAGUGAUAGCAGCAGCAGCCGCAUUGUUUGUACUGGAUCAAGAAUUGACAAUAGAUGCCUUGAAGCUCAAAAUCAGUGACUUAACUGGUUCUUACGACAUUGACAAUAUCAUUUCGUGCUACAACCUAGUUCAAGAAAUGGACAUUGAAAGAUUAAAGUUGAGCAAAGGGAUCAAGUCUCCUGAUUUAUCACCCAUCCAAAUACAAAGGGCUGAAGCUUGUGGAAAUUCUUCAGUUGCUUCUGCUGCCAUUGCAAAGAGAAAAAGGCUUGUGUUUAAUCAAAAUGAUCAAUAUGGUGAUGUGCCUGACAAGAAGGAAAAGCACUGAAAACCCAAAACAAAAAAGCACUCAACAUUGGUGCAUGAGAAUUGCUUAGUGGUACUAAUUUAUUUUCCUUUAGUAUUUGUAUAUGAUUUGGAGUUGAUUGGAUAAGAAGUGGAAAGGAAGGGGAAAUACAUUUGGGAAAAGUGAUUAUAACAAAAAAAAAAAA
Messenger RNA from Sesamum indicum (sesame), 1468 nucleotides. Its product is annotated as cyclin-D5-3. NCBI's taxonomy places the organism in Eukaryota, Viridiplantae, Streptophyta, Magnoliopsida, Lamiales, Pedaliaceae. The record is from RefSeq and is a predicted model, not a curated record.